AUGCCAGACUUACUUUCGUUUGAAGGAAUACCUUUACCUGGCAUAGUGGUUGAAAAAGAAUUUAUUGAAGAAAUUUGUGAUAAGUUUAUGAUCAGAGAUGAAGACACAGUCAUACUGUCUUACCCCAAAUCAGGAACUAACUGGCUGAUUGAGACUGUCUGCUUGAUUCAGACCAAGGGAAAUCCAAAGUGGAUCCAAUCUGUGCCCAUUUGGGACCGCUCCCCCUGGAUAGAGAAUAAAGCAUCAUAUCAAAAGUUGAUCAGUAAGGAAGGACCACGCCUCCUCACCUCCCACCUCCCCUUCCAUCUUUUCCCCAAGUCUUUCUUCAGCUCCAAGGCCAAGGUGAUCUAUCUCAUCAGAAAUCCCAGAGAUGUUCUUGUGUCUGGUUAUUUUUUCUGGCAUAAGAAAAAAAUUGGUAAGAAUCCAAAGUCACUGACAACUUAUUUUGAAUGGUUCCUCAAAGGAAAUGUGGUAUAUGGAUCAUGGUUUGAGCACACAUGUGCCUGGCUGUCCAUGAGAGAAAAGGACAACUUCCUGCUACUGAGCUAUGAAGACAUGAAACAGGACACAAAGAGCAUCAUAAAGAAGAUUUGUGAAUUCCUAGGAAAAAAAUUAGAGCCAGAUGAGCUGGAUAUGGUCCUCGAAUACAGCUCCUUUCAAGCCAUGAAAGAAAAUAAAAUGUCCAAUUUCAGUCUCAUCCCUGAAAAUACGGUUACUCACAAUUUGGUUCUCUUGAGAAAAGGCAUAUCUGGGGACUGGAAGAAUCACUUUACAGUAGCCCAAGCUGAAGCUUUUGAUAAAGUGUUCCAAGAGAAAAUGGCUGAUUUCCCUCCAGGGCUGUUUCCAUGGGAAUAA
Messenger RNA from Peromyscus eremicus (cactus mouse), 855 nucleotides. RefSeq names its product sulfotransferase 2A1-like. NCBI's taxonomy places the organism in Eukaryota, Metazoa, Chordata, Mammalia, Rodentia, Cricetidae. The coding region runs from base 1 to 855 and encodes 284 amino acids. The transcript is spliced from 6 exons. Gene Ontology annotation, molecular function: sulfotransferase activity. Gene Ontology annotation, biological process: sulfation. The record is from RefSeq and is a predicted model, not a curated record. Gene Ontology annotation, cellular component: cytoplasm.